UUGUGAUUGCUGGAGCUCAAACAGUGAAAAUGGAUUCACCAGCUGAAUAUGAUUAUAUUUGUCCUGUGUGUCGUGAUAUUUUCAGGGAUCCUGUUGUUUUAUCAUGUAGUCACAGUUUCUGUAAAGAGUGUCUUCAGCAGUUCUGGAGAAUCAAGGAAACUCAGGAGUGUCCUGUCUGCAGGAGAAGAUCCUCAAGAGAUGAUCCUCCAGUUAGCCUUGCAUUAAAAAACUUGUGUGAGUCGUUCCUGAAGGAGAGAAAUGAGAGGCGUUCAUCAGGAUCUGAGGAGAUCUGCAGUUUACACAGUGAGAAACUCAAACUCUUCUGUCUGGAGGACAAACAGCCUGUGUGUUUAGUGUGCAGAGAUUCACAGAAACACGUCAAUCACACAUUCAGACCCAUCGGUGAAGUGGUUUCAUCAUAUAAGGAGGAGCUCAAUACAGCACUGAAGUCCUUACAAGAGAAACUUAAGCACAAAGAAAACAUUAAAGGAGAGUUUGAGAAAACAGUUCAACACAUCAAGUCUCAAGCUGAUCACACAGAGCGUCAGAUUAAACAGCAGUUUGAGAAGCUUCAUCGGUUUCUCAGAGAUGAAGAAGAAGCUACAAUCACUGCACUGAGGGAGGAAGAGGAGCAGAAGAAGCAGAUGAUGAAGGAGAAGCUGGAGGAAAUGAACAGACACAUCUCAGCUCUUUCACACACAAUCAAAGACAUGGAGGAGAUGAAGAAAGCCAAUGAUGUCUGCUUUCUGAAGAAGUUUCCAGUCUCAAUGGAAAGAGUCCAGAUCUCACAGCUGGAUCCACAGAUGCCUUCUGAAGCUUUGAUUCAUGUGUCACGUUACUUGGGCAACCUGCAGUUCAGAGUCUGGAAGAAGAUGCAGGACAUCGUCCAAAACACUCCUGUGAUUCUGGAUCCAAACACUGCAAAUCCAUCUCUCAUCCUGUCUGAUGAUCUGACCAGUGUGAGAUGGAGAGAGAACAAACAUUUGCUUCCUGAUAAUCCAGAGAGAUUUGACGAUUAUUACUGUGUUCUGGGUUCAGAGGGUUUUAACUCAGGAACACACUGCUGGGAUGUGGAGGUUAAACAAAGUCAAUGCUGGAGUCUUGGAGUAACUACAGCAUCAAACCAGAGGAAGGGACAAGUUUUCUAUACUGAUGUCUGGAGUGUACAGUAUGAUCAGUAUGGACUGUAUGAACGGCCUGGUUUUCGUGUUAAACAGUAUCUUGAUCGUGUGAGAGUCUAUCUGGACUAUGACAGAGGAACGGUGUCAUUCUCUGAUCCUGUAACUAACACACAUCUACACACAUUCACAACCACCUUCACUGACACACUCUUUCCAUUCUUUGAUAGUUUUUCUCCUCUGAGGAUCUUACCACUCAAUAGUCAGUAAACGUUAACUUACACCUGUAGGUCUGGAUCAAGCUGCUUUCAUC
Molecule: messenger RNA, 1431 nt
Organism: Megalobrama amblycephala (Wuchang bream)
Lineage: Eukaryota; Metazoa; Chordata; Actinopteri; Cypriniformes; Xenocyprididae
Product: nuclear factor 7, ovary-like
Exons: 6
Coding region: 30-1388 (452 amino acids)
Molecular function (GO): zinc ion binding; protein binding
Source: RefSeq, a predicted model, not a curated record